Messenger RNA from Argentina anserina (silverweed cinquefoil), 3584 nucleotides. RefSeq names its product alpha,alpha-trehalose-phosphate synthase [UDP-forming] 1-like. Gene Ontology annotation, biological process: trehalose biosynthetic process. Bases 1 to 3420 code for a protein of 1139 amino acids. Gene Ontology annotation, molecular function: trehalose-phosphatase activity. The transcript has 19 exons. NCBI's taxonomy places the organism in Eukaryota, Viridiplantae, Streptophyta, Magnoliopsida, Rosales, Rosaceae. The record is from RefSeq and is a predicted model, not a curated record. Gene Ontology annotation, cellular component: cytosol.
AUGCAAGAAGACGGCGACGGCGACGAGAAGAAAACACAGGCCGUUUACAACGCCGGCGAAACAAGUCCAGAGGUACCGCCCCCGGGGUUCGAAUUCGUGGACAAAGACGACGGCGGAAAUCCAGAAGGCUCGACCGGAGAGAAGAAGGACGCAGACGCCGACGACGAUAAGAAAACACCGACCGUUGAUGACGCAGGCGAGGACGGAAUACCAACCGAAGACGAAGCCGGCAGGGGUAGCCCGGGGUCCUCGGAGUUCGAAUUCGUAGAGAAAGAAGACGCCGGAAUUCCAGAAGGCUCGACCGGAGAGAAGAACGGCGUCGACGAGGAAGGCAUGGCGGCAUUAUUGUUCCCGGAUUGGGUGUUCGUGCAACCCGAAGCUGAAAACGACGCGUCGUUUCUCUCCUAUCUUGGCAGAGUGGCCGAUAUGAAGUAUGAUGAGCUCUCUCGAAAUCAUCCGCUGAUCAUGAACAUGCUUGUUCAGAUGGGUAAGGAAUUGGGAUAUCCCAUUCAAGGAGUUUUUGAGCUGCCUACUCUCUACCGGAACCUACGUGAUCUCGCCAAAAAACCAAAUAAAGAGGCGUUGAAUGAGCUUAGACGGUCUGCAGAGACCGUCGGAUCCGCCGUGUGUGGCUUCGCACUGAUCUGUUUAGCGCGGUGGGAAUUUUCAGUGAUGAAAGGCCUCAUUUACGUUUUGAAGCGAGGUUUGAUGGAGGCCCCAUUGAUGAAGGGCCCCAAGCAAAAAGUGAAGGCACUCGAGAUAUGGGAGACGGUGAAGACCUUGACCGGCUUGACCGACGUGAAGCGAGAGCGGUUCUCCGUCAAUGAUCUAUCCGACGAGGACAUCCGAACAAUUUUCCGAAGGCACGCCGCGCUGACACAAGGGGCUAAAGUGGCUAAGGCCGACUGGGUGCACUGUCCUCCGGUGAGCUCUGAAGGAGAGACCGUCGUCGGUCCGCGUGGUCAUGUCUUCUGGCUCGAUAAAACGUCCGCGGAGGCCAACCAUGAGGAUUGGGGAAGCUUGGUUCGGCCGGGCUUUGCCUUCUCGACUACGGAGGAGUUGUGGAGGAGGCUAUUCUCGAAAUGGCUACCGAGGGGAGAGCUAAGGAGAACAAUUCUUGCUGCACAAAGAAAUGAACACAGUGCCAAUGGUGUUGCAGCAGCAAGAGCUUUUGCGGAUGUAUGUGAAGGGCAAGAGGGACAACCUUCUAAACAACGAUUAUUGAUUGUAGCCAACAGAUUACCUGUCUCUGCAGUUAGGAAGGGUGAACACUCAUGGCAGCUUGAGAUGAUUUCAGGAUGGCUGACUGCACUUUUAGGUCUGAAAGAGUUUGAUGCCAGAUUGAUUGGUUGGGCUGGAGUGAAUGUACCUGAUGGUAUUGAAAAAAAAGCACUGACUGAAGCUUUAGCUGAAAAGAGGUGCAUCCCAGUGUUUCUUGAUGAAGAAAUUUUUGAUCAACACAAUGUUUAUGGUAACAACUUGUGGCCUCUUUCCCAUCAUCUUCGACUUCCACAAGAAGACCGCCUUGCAACCACCGACAGUUUCCAAUCCCACUUUGAUGCUUAUAAGAAGGCCAACCAAAUGUUUGCUGAUGUUGUUAACGAACACUACGAGGAUGGAGAUGUCAUUUGGUGCCAUGAUAGCCACCUAAUGCUUCUUCCUAAAUGUCUCAAAGAACAUAAUAGCAACAUGAAAGUUGGCUGGUUUCUCCAUACACCUUUUCCAUCAUCAGAAAUAUAUAGGACAAUAUCAUCUCGAUCAGAACUUCUGAGAUCUGUUCUCGCUGCUGAUUUGGUCGGAUUUCAUACAUAUGAUGAUGCAGAACAUUUUAUUAGUGCGUGUACUCAUAUUCUGGGUUCAGAGGGUACAUCUCAAGGAGUAGAGGAUCAAGGAAAGCUCACUCGUGUAGCUGCGUUUUCAAUUGGGAUAGACUCCGACCAAUUUAUGCAAGCUCUAGAACUCCCUAGAGUCCAGGAACGCAUGAAAGAAUUUAAGGAAAAAUAUGCUGGCAGAAAGGUAAUCUUGGGUAUUGAUCGCCUUGAUAUGAAUAAGGAAUUACCUCAAAAGAUCUUGGCAUUUGAAAAGUUCCUCGAGGAAAAUCCAAAUUGGCGUGAUAAAGUAGUCUUGCUACAAAUUGCUGUACCGACAAGAACCGAUGUGCCUGAGUACCAGAAGCUCACUAGCCAGGUCCAUGAGAUUGUAGGACGCAUUAAUGGGAAAUUUGGGACUCUCACUGCGGUUCCAAUGUAUCAUCUGGACCAAUCUCUUGACUUUCACGAAUUAUGUGCACUGUACGCUGUUACAGAUGUAGCGCUAGUUACAUCUUCGAGGGAUGGGAUGAAUCUUGUGAGCUACGAGUUUGUUGCUUGUCAAGCUUCAAAGAAAGGGGUUGUUGUUUUAAGCGAGUUUGUAGGUGCAGCAAAGUAUAUUGAUGCUGGUGCUAUAUUGGUGAAUCCAUGGAACAUCACAGAAGUUGCAGCUUCCAUAGAUUAUGCUUUGAACAUGCCAGCUGAUGAAAGAGAAAAGCGUCACCAUCAUAACUUCAUGCAUGUGACAACUCACACAUCUCAAGAGUGGGCUGCAACCUUUGUAAGUGAACUCAAUAGUACUAUUGCUGAAGCUCAAUCAAGGACGAAACAAGCCCCUCCAUUACUUACUACCAAAGGAUUAGUUGAGGAUUACUUUCCAUCAAACAAUCGAUUGCUUAUACUGGGAUUUAAUGCCGCUUUAACUGAACCAAAGGACAGCCUUGGGAGAAGGGGAGGUCAGGUUAGAGAAAUGGAGCUCAAGUUGCACCCAGAUCUAAAGGAACCUUUGGAAAAGCUUUGUAAUGACUCAAAGACAACAAUUGCUAUCCUUAGUGGAAGUGGCCAAAACGUCUUGGACUAUGACUUUGGUGACUACAACAUGUGGUUAGCAGCAGAAACUGGGAUGUGCUUGCGUCUUACAACGGGAGAGUGGAUGACGACUAUGCCAGAGAAUUUAAAAAUGGAUUUGGUUGAGAACGUAAAGCAUGUUUUUGAGUAUUUUUCAGAGGGAACCCCAACAUCUCAAUUUGAGCGUUGUGAAACUUCACUUGUAUGGAACUACAAAGAUGCAGGUGUUAAGUUCAGGAAUCUCCAAGCCAGGGAUGUGCUGCAGCAUCUUUGGGCAGGCCCAAUCCCAAAUGCAUCUGUCGAUGUUGUCCAGGGUGGUCAGUCUGUGGAGCAGGGUGCAGAUUUCUUGGGAGAAGUUGUUCUAAAUAACAAGGGCAUGAAGGCGCCAAUUGAUUAUGUUUUAUGUAUUGGCCGCUUUCUACCAAAGGUUGACGACCUUAAAUCGACUGACGACGUCCACACUCCUGUAAAAGGGCUAGAUGAAGGUGGAGAACCAAAGGAUGCCGACUCAGAAGGUGGUAAACAAAGCACGGAGAAUAUCUAGAUGAAAUUUAUGGCUUGAACAAUUUCAGACCCGCAGGACUUUGUUUUGUAUUUUGUAGGAAGAAAACCAAAAAUUGCACUUACAGUGGCUCAAAAUAAUGAUGCUCAGAAUUUUGCCGAAUAUUGUUAUUGUUUGGUUGCUUUAUUUUCUUUUUUCUCUUUGCA